AAUUUUGAUGUUUGCUCAAGUCUGUAUUAAUUGUCAGGAAGUUCUAACUCUUAUCUUAUCCUACUCAUUGAAGUGGAAUUUAUAAACUGGAAAUUUUGAAGGGUUCCUAAACCUAUUAGCACAUCAACUUUUUAUCACUGUAGCAAGGGAAUUGUUUUAAAUUUAAGUUGUAGUGAAAUUUUGUAUUAUUUUUAAGGAUGAUAUUAAAAUCUGUUAUAUUAAUUGGAGGUCCAUCAAAAGGUACUAGGUUUAGGCCUCUUUCAUUAGAUAUACCAAAACCAUUGUUCCCAGUUGCUGGAUUACCAGUAAUACAACACCAUAUUGAAGCAUGUUCUAAAGUGGACAAUCUUAGUGAAAUAUUAAUAAUUGGAUCAUACCUUGCAAGCGAUUUGUCUCAAUUUAUACAGGAAAUGAUAAGCAUAUAUAAAAUAACCAUUAGGUAUCUUCAAGAAUUCACUCCAUUGGGAACAGCUGGUGGCUUGUAUCAUUUUCGUGAUCAAAUACGUUCUGGUGGACCUACAUAUUUUUUUGUGAUGAACGGUGAUGUAUGCGCUGAUUUCUCUUUGCAAGAAAUAGUGGAGUAUCAUAAAGAGAAGCAAGCAUUGCUUACUAUCAUGGCCACAGAGGCAACCAGACAACAAUCUUUGAAUUUUGGAUGCAUGGUUCUUGAUAAAGAAGGAAAAGUUGCUCACUACGUAGAGAAGCCAUCGACGUUUGUUUCAACUUUAAUUAAUUGUGGCAUCUAUCUUGCUUCUUUAGAUAUUUUUCAAACUAUGGCUGAUGCCUUUUAUGCAGGUCAAAGUCAGGAGAACUUUAUGCAAUUCAAUGGUAACAGUAAAAAUCCAGCUCAUAUAUCAUUGGAACAAGAUAUAUUAAUGCGUUUAGCUGGAACUGGUCGUUUAUUUGCUUUACCUGUUCUAAAGUGGUGGUCACAAGUUAAGACUGCAGGUUCUGCUAUAUAUGCCAAUCGUCACUAUUUGAAUUUAUACAAAGCAAAACAUCCAGACCGUCUUGCUUCUGCAGUUAAUGGACCUUGUCAAAUCAUUGGUGAUAUUUAUAUUCAUCCUUCUGCUACAGUUCAUGAAACAGCAGUGCUAGGUCCGAAUGUCAGCAUAGGUCCAAAUGCUGUCAUUGCCCGUGGUGUUAGAAUAAGGGAAUCAAUUAUAUUAGCCAAUGCUCAUAUUCAAGCUCAUUCUAUUGUAUUACACAGUAUAGUUGGGAAAAGUAGUUACGUGGGAGAAUGGGCAAGAAUAGAAGGAACACCGUGUGAUCCCAAUCCUGACAAACCAUUUGCUAAAAUGGAAAAUUUACCUUUGUUUAACACUAACGGCAAAUUGAAUCCCUCUAUAACAAUCCUUGGCACCAGCGUACGUUUGGCAGCAGAAAAAAUCGUAUUAAAUUCGAUUGUAUUGCCGCACAAAGAACUAACUAGGAACUUUAAGAACGAAAUCAUUCUUUAAACCGUACAAUGCAACGUAAAAUAUUUGAAAUAAUAUAUUUUUGUUAACUAAUUUGUUAACUAAUUGUAUGUAUACAAUUCUUCGUUAAUUUUUAUUGUACAUUUAAAAUUAUCAAUUUAUGUAAUGAUUCUGAGAAACUGACACUAAUGCACAAUAUAUAUGUUCAAGGUAUUUAUAUGAAUAUAAGUAUUUUCUGAUGAUUUUGUUACAGACAAUUGUUUAUACCAUGUAUAGUACAAAAAACAUCAUUUUUCGAUAUUUAUAUAUUUCUGUAAUUAUUUGUAAAUUCAGUGUCUCAAGCAUUAAUAAGUUAAUAAUAAUUAGUGAAGAGUAUCAUUUGUUAAUUCGUUAUUUACCAAGAAAAGAGGCUGAAAUAAUUUAAUCACUAUUUUAUAAUUGUAAAAUUUAAAUAUAUAUUUUUUUAAUAUAAAAUAAAUAUAAUAGGUUCAAAUA
Molecule: messenger RNA, 1913 nt
Organism: Frieseomelitta varia
Lineage: Eukaryota; Metazoa; Arthropoda; Insecta; Hymenoptera; Apidae
Gene: Gmppa
Product: mannose-1-phosphate guanyltransferase alpha-A
Exons: 5
Coding region: 198-1460 (420 amino acids)
Biological process (GO): biosynthetic process
Cellular component (GO): cytoplasm
Source: RefSeq, a predicted model, not a curated record